UUAAGACCUUUUUCUUUUCAUUACCUUUGUAAAUUGCAGGAUGUCUGUCGACAAUGUUUAUGGCCGCGUAGAGCAGUAUAGGAACGCAUGAUAAACAUUCAUUAUUUCGCUUCUGACAUUUUUUCACCAACACUCGCAAUUCGACUCCCAUCACCUUAUAGGUUAUCAAAUCUAUUUACAGAUUAAGUCAGAAGCCGAUUCAUAUCGAUAAUCAAGAGGUCGCUUCGCCAACGAGUUGACUUCGUCAGGUGCAUAGCCUACAGCUCAGUUCAGUAGGCGAGCCAACGAAAAAAAAGAACUGCGAGAAAACAGAACCACCCACAGAAGAUUUAUAGAGAUGGCGAAGGCAGACCAGCGCUUUGGGCAGAGAGAUGGCUCCGACCAGAACUUUGACUACAUGUUCAAGCUCCUCAUCAUUGGAAACAGCAGCGUGGGAAAAACCAGCUUUCUGUUCCGCUACGCAGACGACUCGUUCAGCAACUCUUUCGUCAGCACAGUGGGCAUCGACUUCAAAGUCAAGACUGUCUACAGGAAUGACAAGAGGGUUAAGCUCCAGAUAUGGGAUACAGCAGGGCAGGAGAGGUACAGGACUAUCACCACCGCUUACUACAGAGGAGCUAUGGGCUUCAUCCUCAUGUACGACAUCUGCAAUGAAGAGUCCUUCAACGCUGUGCAGGACUGGGCUACCCAGAUAAAAACCUAUUCGUGGGAUAACGCUCAGGUCAUCAUGGUGGGCAACAAGUGUGAUGUGGGCGAGGAGAGGGUGGUGCCCACAGAGAAGGGGAAGCACUUGGCUGACCAAUUAGGGUUCGAGUACUACGAGGCCAGCGCCAAGGAGAACAUUAAUGUCCGCCAGGUGUUUGAGCGGCUGGUCGACAUCAUCUGCGUCAAGAUGUCCGAGCGAGUGGACGUGGAGCCACCCAUGGUCCCCGGCGUCAAGACUACCAGACUUACCGACAAGCCCCCCCAGUUACCUCAGAAGUGCACCUGUGCCUGACUCACACUUAUAGGGCUGAGCCAAGCCAUGCCGAGCCGUACUUGGCUGGCCUGGUUACGCUUCUACCAUAGUUGCUGGAACCAUGCUGGAAAAUACCAUUUGAAUAGAAACUGUCCGAGCCAGCACCGUGCGGUUGGGGUUGGCCCUAUAGUAUGAGUGAGCUACUACUGAUUUGGCCCCUCAGUUCUCCACUACGAUACUUGCCAUUCAAAUCAAAAUCAAAUUUAUUUAUUUAUAUAUCCCUUCGUACAUCAGCUGAUAUCUCAAAGUGCUGUACAGAAACCCAGCCUAAAACCCCAAACAGCAAGCAAUACAGGUGUAGAAGCAUAGGGGCUAGGAAAAACUCCCUAGAAAGGCCAAAACCUAGGAAGAAUCCUAGAGAGGAACCAGUCUAUGAGGGGUGGCCAGUCCUCUUCUGGCUGUACCGGGUGGAGAUCAUAACAGAACAUGGCCAAGAUGCUCAAAUGUUCAUAAAUGACCAGCAUGGUCAAAUAAUAAUAAUCACAGUAGUUGUCGAGGGUGAAGCAAGUCAGCACCUCAGGAGUAAAUGUCAGUUGGCUUGUCAUAGCCGAUCACAAAGAGUAUCUCUACCACUCCUGCUGUCUCUAGAGAGUUGAAAACAGCAGGUCUGGGACAGGUAGCAUUCCACUACUGUUCUUUCCCAACUCCCUGUAAAGCUAAUACAAGUUCCACAAACCUCUUUCCAAAAAGGUAGCCAACUAUACAAUGUAAUUUAUCAAGCUACCAAUAACCACUACUACUACCACUACCACCAAAAACUACUACCAUCAAUAACUACCACUACUACGACUAUUUACAUAUGUUUCCCCCCUGUCGCCUUGACCUCCAGCUGGUUCAGAGGUCAGGGAACACUAAGCAGGGUAUACAGGUAAGCACAGCAUUGCCUCUAUCCUCCAAAAAGUGGCUUCACCACCGCACAAAGAAACACAAGACCACAUCAGUUUGCAUUACAAGUUUACACGGGUUAGGAGACGAGCCUCGAUAGCUACAUAGUCUUCAAAUUCAGAAUAAUUUGGUUUAGUGCUCUUGUUGACCGUCCUUUACAAGCACUAAAGCGAAGACAAACUAACCACUGGAUACAGACAUCAGUUCAAUCUAGUUUUGAUUUACAUUUGGUUGAGUUGUCAACUAACGUGAAAUCAACAAAUUCACCAUGAUAUUGGAUUUAGGUUAAAAGUUGGAUAGGAAAUAUAUAUAAAUGCCCUUAUGUUGAUGACUUUUUGCAAAUCAAAUCAGUUUUCCACAUUGAUUCAACAUCAUCACAUAUAUGUUUGGGGUUGAAAUUAUGUAGAAACAACAUUGAUUCAACCAGUUUUUGCCCAGUGGGUAACAAUCUUCCCUGUAGAUGUUUGAGUCUUAACAAUAUGCAGUGCAACUGUCUCUUGAAGAGGUAGUAACAAUGGUACACUGUUGACAUGGCAAGAUGUCCAAUACGUCUUUCACCACCAACACUAAGCCAAUGCCAUGUACAGGCAGUUCUGACAUUCUGAGGGACUAUAUAGAAUAUAGAUGUUCAUUGGAGAGCACACUCUUUAUCCUUCAGCUAAUAUCAUCUCCUGGCCGUUAUGUAAGCCAUGUUUAUGUACAGUGUUUAUUUCAUGAAAAUGUGUGUGUUUUAGAGAGCAAAGCAGUCUAUUGUUGUGUAUGGCACAUAACUGAGUGUUCAGUUGUAACGGUUUCAUUUGUGUAUCAUGUAACUUGGGCAGAGGUACAUGUCAACAUCAAAAAACAUUGUGAAAUGGAAGAGACAGAAAAUUAUAUUUUAAAAUGUUCUGCUUAAAAAAAAACAAUGGCAAAAUCUUAAACAUAUUCUGCAAAGUAGCACGUUUUUAAGUGUAGCUUCCCACCAUGUGUAUUUUCAGUUUUAUGUUUAAAUGUCUUAAUAUAAUGAUUUAGUAUGUGAAUUUGUAAAUCAUAGUUCAAAUCUAUAAUGGUGUUUGCUGAAUUUAUUUUGAUGCUGUAUUAUGGGAAGAAAUAUAGACCAUUAAUGUGAACUUGUUGUUACAGUGAACUCCUAGACAAAGUGGGAGAAAAGCACAAAGUGAUUGUACAACAUUUUGUGGAUGUUAGUAUAUUAUAAAUGCAAUUUAGUAUAUUAAAAAGCACAACUCUACUUUAA
Oncorhynchus masou masou (cherry salmon) is the source of this 3137-nucleotide messenger RNA. RefSeq names its product ras-related protein Rab-3B-like. Lineage: Eukaryota; Metazoa; Chordata; Actinopteri; Salmoniformes; Salmonidae. Gene Ontology annotation, biological process: regulation of exocytosis; protein secretion; protein localization to plasma membrane. The record is from RefSeq and is a predicted model, not a curated record. Gene Ontology annotation, cellular component: endosome; synaptic vesicle; plasma membrane. The transcript has 5 exons. Gene Ontology annotation, molecular function: GTPase activity; GTP binding; myosin V binding. The coding region runs from base 338 to 997 and encodes 219 amino acids.